GCGUCACUCCCCAAAUUCCCCUUCAGAGACACAGAUUCAGGCUCAGAUUCAAAUUCAAUUUCAGAAUCGAAAACAGGAAUGGUUCUGGAGAUUGUGGAGCCCAACACUUGUGUCCGAGGCUGUUGCCGUAGCGAAACAAUCCCGCUCCAUCUCCUCCAUUCAUCCUAUUCCCUUUCUUCGCCAAUCGCCAAAGGUGCAGAGAGCGUGGUGUACGAGGGCAUUCUGGAUGGGAAAAAGGUAGCCAUAAAAAAACCAGUGCUGUCUACAUCCGAUGAUCUUGAUAAGUUCCACAAAGAGUUGCAAUUGCUCAGCAAGUUGGAUCAUCCGGGGAUAAUAAAGCUGCUGGCGGCGCAUGCCAAGCCGCCUAACUAUAUGUUUUUUUUUGAGCUCUAUGAGGCCGGAAACCUUUUGCAGAAACUACACGUGGAAGAAGAGAGUUUGAACGUCGCCCAAGUCAUCAAAAUCUCUUCACAAUUAGCAAAUUCCUUGCUCUAUCUGCAUAACCUUGGGGUCGUUCAUCGCGACGUGAAACCAGCAAAUAUUCUUCUUACGAAGAAUCUUCAUCCCCAUCUAGCCGACUUUGGCUUGGCUGAAUACAAGAACGAUCUUAAACAAGUCUCUGUUUCGAACUGGAAAUCCGCCGGAAAACCAACCGGUGGUUUCCAUAAAAAGAAUAUGGUUGGAACGCUGAUUUACAUGGCGCCCGAGGUACUACAGAAAGCGAUUCAUACUGAAAAAUCGGAUGUCUAUAGUUUUAGCGUUACUGUCAACGAACUUCUUACUGGCGUAGUACCGUAUACUGAUCUUCGAGCAGAGGCACAGGCCCAUACGGUAUUGGAAAUGCACUACACUGAACAGCAACUUACGGCUGCUGUGGUGUCGCAAGGCCUGAGACCCGUUCUCGCCGGUCCUGAAUUGAACGUGCCGGCUCGAUUGCAGUCGCUCAUACAAAAAUGUUGGGAUGCGGAUCCUGAUAAUAGGCCUUCCUUCGAAGACAUUGUUUUUGAGCUUGAUGCAAUGCUGGAUUCCGUAGAAAGCAAAAUCGACAAAGAAGAUACGUUCGCUGGCUCCGUUAAAUCAUUUGGACAUUCGGAUACGACUAGCAUUGGCAAUUACGAAGAGCCCGCUAAUUGGUUUGCUCGAGGUCGAAGGUUUUGUGAAACCGCGAAUCCUUCCACUGAAAACAUUGCUUCUGCUUGGCUUUCAUCGAAAAAUGCAGAUUAUCGACCAGUCUUAUCUUCGGGUUCCUUCUCGACUACCGGGAGACGUGAAAACAUGGAGGAUACACACUUUAUGAUACCCAAUUUUUGCAACGAAAGAGACGUGCACUUAUUUGGAAUUUUCGAUGGGCAUCGAGGUGCCGAAGCUGCUGAGUAUUCGGCCGGAGCGCUACCUAAUAUUUUACAAUCAUUGGCAUCGACAACAAGUCCAUCUGAAGCGCUGCGAGAAGCAUUUCUGAAGACGGAUACUUAUUUUAGGAACGAAAUGAAUUCCUGUCGAAAGUUAAAGCAUAGCGGCAUACAGAAAGACCGGCACCCCGGCUGUACUGCAGUAGCCGCUUUAAUAAAUAAAGACAAGGUUUUUGUUGCAAAUGCCGGCGAUUGCAGAGCAAUACUAUGUCGAUCGGGAAAUUCCUACACGUUAACCAGGGAUCUUGUGGCGAGCUGUCCCGACGAGAGAGAGCGCAUCAUCCGCGCGGGUGGCGAAGUCGUGUGGCAAGUAGAUACAUGGCGAGUCGGUCGUGCAGCCCUCCAGGUUACGCGGUCCAUUGGCGACAAUGAUUUAAAACCAUUCGUAACCGCGGAGCCUGAGAUAACCGAAACUUCUCUAUCUGCCGAGGAUGAAUAUAUGGUAAUGGCGAGCGACGGGCUAUGGGAUGCCAUGAGCAACUCGGAUGUGAUCGGAAUAAUCAAAGACACCGUUAAAGAGCCUGGGAUGUGCGCCAAGCGACUGGCGACGGAAGCUAUUCAACGAGGCAGCAAAGAUAACAUAACGGUCAUCGUUGUUUUCCUCCGCCCGGUCAUGACUGCCGAGAGGAUUUACUAACUUCGCCGUCCAGCUAUUUCUUUUUUUUUUUUUGGGUAAGCUGUUUUUUUAGUUCAGUAACUGGACCCCUUUAUCAUUUUAGUCCCGUAAGUAGAGCCUGUCGCAAACUAGUCUCAUAAGUGAAAAAAUUUCGUUGUUUUAGUCCACCGACGCCGAAGACGCUCGCGUGGCUCGCCGUAAACUGUGAAUGAGUUUCUGAAUCUUCAUUUCUAAUAUUUUAAAAUUACAAAUAUCUUCAUUUCCUCUUA
Andrographis paniculata is the source of this 2294-nucleotide messenger RNA. Its product is annotated as protein kinase and PP2C-like domain-containing protein. Bases 79 to 2046 code for a protein of 655 amino acids. The record is from RefSeq and is a predicted model, not a curated record. The transcript is spliced from 12 exons. Gene Ontology annotation, molecular function: protein kinase activity; ATP binding. Lineage: Eukaryota; Viridiplantae; Streptophyta; Magnoliopsida; Lamiales; Acanthaceae. Gene Ontology annotation, biological process: protein phosphorylation.